UUUUUCAGGUUCACCAAGAAUCUUUCUCCUGACAAAAUUAAUGUAAGUACCUUUAAAGGAGAAGGUGAACUCAGUUCUUUAGAAUUAGAUGAAAUUAUUUUAACUGAUUUAUUAGAGCUUCCUUCAUGGGUUCGUCUAACUAGUGCCUGGUGCAAUAAAGUUUCUUUUAGAAUUCAAUGGACAAAGCUAAAAAGUGUUCCUAUUUCUAUUUUUUUAGAUGAAGUAAAUGUAGAAAUUGAAACAUGUGAAGAGUUGAGGUCUCUUUCUGCUCAGCAAGGAUUAUCAUCCUAUUCUGCACCCACAAAAUAUAACUUCAUUAAUAAAGUUAUAGAUGGUAUGACAAUCAAUGUAAAUGUAGUGUCUAUUACAUUUAGAACUCCAGCUUUUAUUGCAUCUGUUCAGAUAAUGAGAAUAACAGUAGAAUCUAAAAGCCCUAACUGGAAAAGAGCUGAAUUAAAUAAGACAAGGCUAAAAGACAGUACUAGGGGUCAGAUUUUAAUAUUUAAAAGUUUGGAAUGGCAAACAUUAAGACUAGAAGCCCGAUCUACAAAAGAUAUUGAUCUUCCACCCUUAAGGCUUUUGACUAAUAAGGCCAAUUGCCGCCUUACCAUAAAAAAGCGUUUAUCAGAUUGCUUUGUGAUGGGUUGCAAACUUCUGUUGAGAUUAGAUGAUUUGUUAUGGGUCUUAACUGAUUCUCAACUGAAAGCAGUUUUGCAUUUUGUUGAAUCCUUAUCUGGGUUAGUACAAAAAGCUAAUGAAACAACACGAAUCAAGAAAGCAGCUAGAAAACUGGAGAUGCUUCCAGAAUACCAUGCCCAAGUAUCACAACAGGCUCGAGGUACAGAACCUAGCUCAAAAGAACAAGUAUUUGCUCGAUUUGAUGUUAUUGAGACAUCUUAUCACUUUAUUGCUCAAAAAAUUGUUUUACACUUAAGUGAUGAUCCAGGAGCUGGAAGAUCUUGCCAUCCAUUGUUACAGAAUGGAAGUGCUGUUUGUUUAAAGCUUUGUUCACUUCAGAUUGAUUAUUACCCUUAUCAUCUUUCUGCUGCUGAUAGAAAUCAUUGGGGAAGGUAUGAUCAAGAAAAUUCUCUUCAUAUGCAAUGGCUUAAUGCUGCUCAAAAUUCUUUUAAAAAUUCUUUGCUCCAACUUAUUGAUGUAAGCAAUAAAAAAUCCACCCAAAAAUCAUCUGACCAUACAAAGGAAGAAGAAUAUGUACCCUUUGACAAAAACUAUGAAUCGUUGCCUAGCAGUAAUUCUGUAAAAAAGUAUGUUAUUGAUAAUCUAGCUAAAGUAAUGACAUCUUGUGUCGUUAUUAGAGUUGAGGAUUUUACAAUGUAUAAAGUUACUACAGUUACAAAACAAACUCCUAAGGAAUUCAUCAAAGGUGAUAAGGAGCGAUAUUCUUUUCCAACAGACGUUUCAUUACAUGCUGAGUUCACAUAUUACUAUUACCCUGGAGACAUUGCUUUUCCAUUGCCAUCUCCAAAGUUCUACGUUCAAAUAAAUCCUGUGUAUAUUAACUUUGAUUUGUUGACGGUCUUGUGGCUUAAUUCAUUUGCACUGAAUUUACAUCAAUCACUUGUGAAUACAAAACAGGAAUCUGUUGCUUUAAACUAUAUUGAUGUCAAAAUUGAAGCCAUCAUGCCUCGGUUAAUUUUUGAGAGCAAUAAUGAAAAUCAAUAUGGCCAAAGAGAUCGUCCGAAAUCUUUACAAUUUCAAGUUAGUAGAGCACUACUGAGUAAUGUGAGAAGUGUUGAUUGUUGCAGUAGAUCUGAUUUGGCUAAAUGUCUGUAUGCAUCUGAGCUUGGCUCUCUGUUUUAUGGUUCUGAGUUUCCUGUUAAAGAUGGAGAUCUUGUUGUGGUUUCUAAAAAAUUUCUGGAUCAUGUUGAUGGUAAAGAUCAUGUUCGUUCAUUAGUUGAAACACUUCCUACAGGAUCUAUUGCUGAAUUUGUUAAUGCUUUAAGUAAAACUUUACUCUGGACUGAAGCAAGAGAUGUUUGGUGUAUUAAUUUGGAACCACUUUGGGGAGAUUUUUAUGGAGCACGUGGUAUAGCACACAAUCGCCCUGUUGCUUUUUUAGAUACCUUUCCUUUGAAAAUAUGGUUGCAUAUGGAAGGUCCAAAAAAUGAUAUACAUGCAUUGGCAUACAUUUCCAACUUAAUAUCUAUACAAAUCAACCAUUACCAAUUGCUCUUUCUUUUGAGACUGGCUGAUGAAAUGACUGAGCUUGUCACAAUGUUAGAAAUGGAUGCUGAACGAAUUAAGCAUGAGAAAAGUGGCAACUUAGUUGUUGGAGCUGUAAUACCUCAGGUUGAAGUUACAUUGGUAAUGCCCUCUCAAACUCCUGGGAAAGAAUCUUCUGGUGCAGACUUGGAAUCGGUGAUUCCUGAUACUUCAAGUCUCGCAGAUGAUAUUGUUACUAAUCCUAGUAUUCAAUGGAAUACUGUAUUAACAACGAAUUUGCAAGAUGGUGCUGUUUACAAACGAGAAAAUACUGUUUCUGCGACUUCUCCACCCAGUGAUCAAAUAUCUGUAGAUUUGCCAUCGCCCAUAAAGUUAGAUUCGCCUAAGUCCAAUUUGAAUUCUUUGAUGGGUUUAUCAUCAGUUAAAAAAGGAUUUACUAAUUUUUCUAAAAUGAUUGAUUCUGCUUUGAAACCUUUUCCUGAUGAUGCAAUUAGUGACACAAUUUCAAUAAGAUCAGAUGGUAGUUCUGAUAGUGAUAAUUCUGUCAUUAAUAAACUAAGUCUUGGUGAUGAUAUGUUUAAUAUAGAUGGCAAUGAAGCUUUAAGUGAAGGAGUAGAUAUUGGAAGUGAAGCCUUUGAGGAUGAUAAUCAAUCUGGUACAACUAUGAGUGCUACUACAGCAAGUGAAAGUCAUUCAAAUGCAAGUUCAUACAAGAGGCGUGAUUUGAUAUCUGUAGCUACAUUUAAAUUAGGUCAGGUAGAAGUGGUACAACAAUCAAAAGGAUUAGAAUCGGUAAUUAAAGCUCAGAUAUCUAAUGUUGCUGUUGAGGAAUGUGCUGCAAUUCCAUGGGAUGAAUUUCAGAAUAAGUUUAAUGCUCGUUCUCGAGGGUGGACUGAAGUAUGUGAUCAACCUGCUGAAAGGCCAAGAAUUCGUUUGCGCAAAGAACAUUCUGUCACAUUAGGAGAUCUUACAACUUGGCCUGGGCCUCGAAAUAAUACUUGGUUCAGUGAUAUGUUAACUGUUUCAUUGGCAAAUAUCAAUUUAUCUAUGAACAUUAGUACACUAUCUUCUAUAGCAGAAUUUUCUGUUGAUGAUGCUGUUUCACCAUGUCUUCCAGUUCAGCUUAAUUUAGAAGAUUUAGAAUUAUCAAUAAUUGAUGAUAGACCAUCGUUACAAGGGGGAAGUAAUAACCCUUCAUUCAUUCAAAUUUCUAAAUUAAGGGUAUUUAAAACAAAAGAAGGAACAAUUAAUGUGGAACCGCCUGAAACUGAAACAUCAAGUCUUAUUUCUUCUGAAGAAGUUAGUUUAAAGCUAGAAAAUGAGCAGCUUCGGAGGCGCUUGACUGCCAUGGAAAGGUUGAAUGAAGAAAAUCAUAGGUUAAGAAAGUGUGAAGAGGAAGCACAGUUGCUUAGAUCAUGUUUAAAUGAUGCCCAAGAAACUUUGAAUUCUUUGCUUCAAGAAAAACAAAAUUUAUUAGAAAUUAUAAAGAAUGUACAACAGUCUAAAGGAGAAAAUAAGCAACAAACCUCUGGGAAAAGAUAGCAGCAAUGUUGCUGUUUCCGAUGUUCUUGUUCUCAUAAGAAAAACUGCUAGUUUAAAAGAACAUUAGAGGCAGUAGUGAAUAAAUAGACUGCUAUCCUAAGUUAUUUUUUAAUUUUAUGGUUGUUGGGAUUGGUUGUUUAUUUGUUUUAAAUGUUAUAAUUACAAGCUUUUGAUGUGUUCCUAUUAUUUUACAAUAGUCAUUUAAGUACCAUAAGUAAUAAGAAUUAAUGGCGGCCUUCAGUGAUUCACUUCAUAAUAAAAAACAAGUUAUAUUUUUACCAAUCCUUGUUUCUUAUUGAUGGUUUGUAAUUGGAAUUGAAAUGAGAAGAUUCAUGAUAUGAAUAAUAAAUAUUUAUUAUCUAAUUAAUAAUUCAACAUAUUUCUUUCAAAGUUGUAAUCAAUUUUUCUAAAUUAAACUAAAUUUCUUUAAAGUGAUCUUGCAAAAGAGACUAUAAUAAUUAUCAGUAGAAAAAGGCCUUUUUGGUCUCGAUAAAUAAUUGCAUUAUUUUAAAUUUAGCCAAAUUUUUGCCUCUUCAGGGAUAAUCGGAUUUUACAUAUAAUUUAAAUUUUCAUCUGAAAAAAAAAUACAAAAAUCGUUCAGAGGAUUUACUACUAGACAUUAGCCCACUUAUAAAACC
This is a messenger RNA of Nezara viridula (southern green stink bug), 4364 nucleotides long. The record is from the annotation of a GenBank genome assembly. NCBI's taxonomy places the organism in Eukaryota, Metazoa, Arthropoda, Insecta, Hemiptera, Pentatomidae.